AUGAUGAAGUACAACGGGCUGCUGCUACUGAUUUUAUGCGCCAUAAAGUCAUCUGUAGCGAAUGUAGAUGACCCCACACUUGUCACUCUACCAGAGGGCCAAAUAAGAGGCCAAGCCUUGCAGUCUCCAAACGACAAAGUUUAUUAUGCCUUUCAAGAAAUACCGUAUGCAGCUCCACCUGUUGGUGAAUUAAGAUUUCAAGCACCUGUAGCGCCAGGAAAAUGGGAAGGAAUAUUAAACACCACAAAAAAUGAAAAAAUUUGUUACCAAAGUGGAGACGAGUACAUUCCGGUUCCCGCAUUAACUCAAACAGAAGAAUGUUUGAACUUGAAUGUUUACACUCCUUUGAAACCUGGAGAUACUUCACAAACUCCAUUACCGGUGUUAAUAUGGAUACACGGAACUGGAUUUAGAAAUGGAGCUGGUACUAUUCAGUUAUACAAACCUGGAUUCUUUAUUGACCACAAUAUUGUUGUUGUCACGAUGAACUACCGUACAGGAGUUCUAGGAUUCCUGACAACAGAAGACGGAGUCAUACCAGGAAACAUAGGAUUAAAAGAUCAACAUUUUGCCAUUCAGUGGGUUAAAAAUAAUAUCGAUCUAUUUGGUGGGGACCCCGAAAAAAUAACGAUAUCUGGUCAGAGUGCUGGAGCGGCGUCUGUGGGAUUACAAUUAGUAAGUCAACGGAAUAAAGAUUUAUUCAGAGGUGCCAUUUUACAAAGUGGUACCUCAAUGGGUCAGUGGGCACAUCAAGACUUUGCAAGAUUCUAUGCUUUCGAAUUAGGUCGAAGUUUGGAUCCAAGUUUCGCUUCGGAUAAUUCAACGGAAUUACUGGAACUGUUGCAAAGUCUUCCUGCUUCCGACAUAAACGACAACACAGUUGCUGCUGCUGUUGGAAAAGAGUCUGGAUUAAUAGAAGGCCAAGGUUUUAUAUGGCUACCUGUAAUUGAGGAUGUUAGUCUAGAUGGAGCACUCCUCACGGGUUUAUUUCAUGAAGACAUUAGAACAGGAAACAUAAACCAAGUUCCCAUAAUUAUUGGCUUUAACUCUGAGGAAGAACUAUUAUUUUUGAAUAGGGAAGAUCCUUCAGUUGUUGAGGUGAGUGCGAAAUAUUUCGACAGUGAUUUAACCAACCUCAUUAGAAACCAGUUCAAUAUGACCAAAGAGAACAAACUGACAGCUGGCACUAAACUGAGACAAAUUUACACCGAUGGAACAUUCGAAGACGAUCCUGGACAAAUAGUGAAGGUUUUAAGUGAUCACUCGUUUACAACCCCAGCUAUUAGGCAUGCAAAGUUACAAUCCAACUAUACCGACGUUUUUAUGUACCAAUUUUCAUAUAAAGGCAAAAUGGGAGGUUUUAAGGAUUUAGAAAUUGCAGGUGUUGGAGGUGUUGGUCACGCUGAAGAGUUGGGUUAUUUAUGGGACACGCAACUUUCUAAUGAAUCACCAGGAGAUGAUCCAGAAGAUGUUGCGGCACGUCACCGUUUGUUAACCCUGUGGUCAAACUUUGUCAAAUACUUAAACCCAACUCCAGAAGUGGACAGUUUCCUGGGUAACGUGACGUGGGAGAAAGUUAGUCCAAAUAAUUUGGUGUAUUUGAACAUUAACGAUACACUGGAAAUGCAGACGAAUCCAAGAGACUACCUCAAAUGGGAAAGAAUUAUAGACAUGUAUGCUAUACCUCCAUUGGUUAAUUACUAACGUAUUUUGAGAAAUAAACUGUAUCAUAUACAUAA
Anoplophora glabripennis (Asian longhorned beetle) is the source of this 1739-nucleotide messenger RNA. Its product is annotated as cholinesterase 2-like. The transcript is spliced from 10 exons. Lineage: Eukaryota; Metazoa; Arthropoda; Insecta; Coleoptera; Cerambycidae. Bases 1 to 1704 code for a protein of 567 amino acids. The record is from RefSeq and is a predicted model, not a curated record.